AUGCUGGAUGAUCAAUGUGACUCGCCGGAGGGUUGGAAUUCCUUGCUGGACGGUGACUUAACGAAGAGUGCUCCUUUAGAAGAAAGCACCGGACUGCCUACUGUGUGUGGCAUAUGCGAGAAGCCUUUUGUGGAUCCCGUCAUCCUUAAUUGCCUGCACAUUUUUGAUCGGGAAUGUUUACGCAGCUUUGAAAAGCAUGACAAUGUGGUCUCUUAUACGAAGUGCCCUCGAUGUGAGGUAUUCUCCGGAUCUCUGAAGUCCCUCGAACCCUAUGACACCUCUAUCGUCGAUAGUGAUGUUUCCGAUGACCUCAAGCGGCUCAGCCUGAAGACAGAUGGCUCUAUAGGCAACGGCACUGCAUCUACGAUGAGUGGUAACCCUAAUGGACCCCUAUCAUCGGUGAGUCCCACCGAGAGCCAGGGAUCCACUCGGGGUCAAAGUAUUGUACCCUUACAGAUUGCUCCUGUCGCUGGUAACGGACACAUUGAUCCAUUUAUUACAGCGCAGUCCGACUCUAAUGUUGUCGCUCGUCCCAUAACCAAUUGGAGUGAUCUUUCUGUUGCCAUGAAUAAUAUGGAUCAUCCGGAUUUUUUGACGAAUGUACCCCAGAUGGACCCAUCUUUCCUGGGUACACAGUUCCUGCCACCUGAUAUGAAUCAGAACGCUCUACGACCACUGGCGAAUCCAACUACUAUGUCCGGGUUGGACUUAGAUUCGAGCCGUGUCGAUGGUCUUCUUUGGUACCCGAGAAAAGUGGCCAUCAUCAGACAAAGUCAACGUUAUGUCGUAUGUGAUCGUGGUAAUGAGCGAUCUCGCAUGCAGCUCUUUAGCCGCAGUGGGCAUUUUGUUCGUCGUAUUCCUAUCAGGUAUAUCGACAUAGUUGCUGGUUUAGCGAUCAACCAACACGGGCACAUCGUUGCCAUCGAUAGUGUCUCCCCCUCUGUUUUCGUCGUAUCCGAAGAAGGUGAUCUGAUCCGUUGGUUUGAUUGCAGUAAUCACAUGCGAGAACCUUCAGACGUUGCCAUACACGGACGUGAGUAUUACAUCUGUGAUUUUAAGGCGCAUUGCGUAAUCGUGUUUCAAGAAGAUGGCACUUUCAUACGCCGCAUUGGUGGCGAGUCGAUAACAGAUUUCCCCAAUGGUAUAGAUGUCAGUGAUCAUGGUGAUGUUCUAGUUGGUGACUCACAUGGAAACCGUUUCCACAUAGCGGUUUUCAGCCGCACCGGUGAGCUACUAAGUGAAUUUGUAUGCAAUCAAACAAAAGUGAGUCGCUCCUGCUGCUUGAAGAUAACGACAGAAGGUUACGUUGUGACCUUGGCUCGCAGUUCCAACAAUGUUUUAGUUCUUGAUACUCUUUACAUCUGCUGA
Molecule: messenger RNA, 1368 nt
Organism: Echinostoma caproni
Lineage: Eukaryota; Metazoa; Platyhelminthes; Trematoda; Plagiorchiida; Echinostomatidae
Source: the annotation of a GenBank genome assembly